Molecule: messenger RNA, 3318 nt
Organism: Strigops habroptila (Kakapo)
Lineage: Eukaryota; Metazoa; Chordata; Aves; Psittaciformes; Psittacidae
Gene: LRRC14
Product: leucine rich repeat containing 14
Exons: 3
Coding region: 693-2255 (520 amino acids)
Cellular component (GO): cytoplasm
Molecular function (GO): protein binding
Source: RefSeq, a predicted model, not a curated record
CUGUGGGGUGCCCUUUUGAUGGUGGGUCUGGCUUAGGGGUGCUGUGGGGUGCCCCAUUGAUGGGUUAGGGGUGCUGUGGGGUGCCCUUUUGAUGGUGGGUCUGGUUUAGGGGUGCUGUGGGGUGCCCUUUGAUGUGGGGGGAUUGGUUUGGGGGUCCCACCAUGGGGUUCCCUUUGCUGGGGGGUCUGCUUUAGGGUGCUGUGGGGUGCCCUUUUGGUGACAGGUCUGGUUUAGGGGUGCUGUGGGGUGCCCCAUUGAUGGGUUAGGGGUGCUGUGGGGUGCCCUUUUGGUGAUGGGUCUGCUUUAGGGUGCUGUGGGGUGCCCUUUUGAUGGUGGGUCUGGCUUAGGGGUGCUGUGGGGUGCCCCAUUAAUGGGUUAGGGGUGCUGUGGGGUGCCCUUUUGAUGGUGGGUCUGGUUUAGGGGUGCUGUGGGGUGCCCCAUUGAUGGGUUAGGGGUGCUGUGGGCUGCCCUUUUGGUGACGUGUCUGCUUUAGGGGUGCCAUGGCUUGCCCCACUGAUACCCCCUAGUGUUCUGCGUCCCACCACUGGGUGCAGCCCCAGGUCCCCCCUUUCCCAUAUCCUCUCCCCUUGGGCUCCCCCUUUCCCCAUCGGCGGUGCCCCACAUCCCCCCCCCUUUUCCCUGGUGUAACUCGCGUGUGGCCGUGGGGCAGCGCCGUGGGGCAGCCCCGCAGCAUGCACAGCCUGGUGUUCCUGUGCGCCCGCCGCCUGCUGGGCCACGCGCCGGGCGCCCGCCGCGCGCUGCCCGUGCUGCCCGCCGAGCUCUACCCCGUGCUCUUCCGAGCCGCCUUCCUGGACGGGCGCGCGCUGGCGCUGCGGGACCUGGUGGGCGCCUGGCCCUUCCCCCUGCUCAGCCUCCCGUGCCUGCUGGGCCGCUGCGGCCACGCGCCCCACCGCGCCCAGCCCGCGCCCCACGGCGCCCGCCACGCGCCCCACGGCGCCCACCGGCCCAGCAAGCUCUGCGUCCAGGCCGUCAUCUCCGCCGUGGUGGCCCAGCUCCGGCAGGCGCUGGAGGAGCCGCAGCAGCCCGGCAGCGACAGGCAGUGCCACCUGCGGGUGUUGGACAUGACGGGUCUCCAGGACGACGACACGGACCGCGGUCCGGAAGGGAUGAGCCUGUGGUCCGGCACUGUGGCGGUGGCCAAAGCUUGCCUGGAGGUGGCCAAACACCAAAGCGACCUCCAGAAACGCAAUUCCAAGCGGCGCAAAGGUCCUUCGGGAACCUCGUCCGCGCCCCAACCCGUCGGCGUGGAGAUCCGCGCCGACCUCUUCGUCAACAGCACGUCCUACGGCGUCCUCCGAGACGCUCUGCAGGCCACCGGCAGCCCCAUGCGCCUGCGGUGCCGGGAUUUCCACGCCGAGGAGCUGCCGGUGGCCGGGAUCGUGGCGCUGCUGGAAUGCCUGGCGCCGGGCGGCGUGCGGCGCGUGGACCUGCGCUUCAACAACCUGGGGCUGGCGGGGCUCUGCCUGGUGGUGCCGCAGCUCAGCCGCUUCCCCGACCUGCUCAGCCUCAAGCUGCCCUACAGCAACGUGGACGUGCGGCGCCACGCGGCCGGCGCCGACGCCGGCUUCCGGCGCCUCGCCACGCACCUCGGGAAGCUCCGCUCGCUCCGGGAGCUCAACCUGGGAUCGUCCAGGCUCUCCGGGAAGCUCAGGCAGCUGCUGAGGAACCUGGAGGCUCCUCUGGAGAGCCUGGAGCUGGCCUUCUGCUACCUGCUGCCCGGGGACCUCGCCUUCCUCUCCCAAAGCCUCCACGCUCCAGCCCUCAAGAAGCUGGAUUUGAGCGGCCACCACCUCACCGAGAGCCUUCUCCAGCCUCUGCGCUGCCUCCUGGAGAACUGCUCCUCCCUCAUCCACCUGGAUCUCAUGGAAUGCCAACUCACCGACUCCCGCUUGGAAGCUCUUCUCCCUUCUCUUUGCCGCUGCUCCCGGCUCCGAUGCUUGGGCCUUUUUGGCAACCCUCUGUCCACGCCGGGCCUCAAGACCUUGUUGCGCCAAACCUCCGUCCUCCAGGACCUCUGCCUCGUGGUCUACCCCUACCCCGUGGACUGCUACAGCCGGGAGACGCCGCGGCCGCCGUCGGCCUCCGCCGGGAUCUUCGAGGACACGUUGGAUGAGGAGCGCUUCACCGCGGUCAGCGCCGAGCUCUGCCGCAUGCUGGUGAGCUCCGGCAGGGACAACGCCGUGUGGACGGCCAGCCUCUGCCGCCACGGCACCCUCGACUACUUCACCCUGUGAGCCCGCAGCUUCGGCCCCCCCCCCAAAAUUGGGCUCUUUCUCCUCGUUAUGGAGCUUUUCGGGGGGGGGGGGGGUGCAUCUCCCUCGUUUCGGUGCCACUUGGGUGCACCUUCUCCGCGUUAUCUCCUCGGUUUGGAGCUUUGUUGGCAUCUCCGCGGGGUUUUCUCCUCGGUUUGGAACCUUUGUUGGCAUCUCCCUCAGCUUUUCCCCUCGUUUUGGAACCUUUGUUGGCAUCUCCCUCAGCUUUUCCCCUCGUUUUGGAGCUCUUUGGGCACCUUCUCCCUGUUUUCCCCUUGUUUGGUGCCUCUUUGACACCUUCUCCCAAGGUUUUCUCCACGUUUUGGUGUUUUUUGGCAUCUCCCUGAGGUUUCUCCUUGUUUUGGUGCCACUUUGGCACCUUCUUACUGAGAUUUUCUCCACGUUUUGGAGCUUUUUGGGCAUCUACCCGAGGUUUCUCCUGGUUUUGGUGGGUUCUGGCAUCUCCCUGAGGUUCCUCCUCAUUUUGGUGCCACUUUUGACACCUUCUCCCAAGGUUUUCUCCACAUUUUGGAGCUUUUUUGGCAUCUCCGUGAGGUUUUCUCCUUGUUUUGGUGUUUUUUGGCAUCUCCCUGAGGUUCCUCCUUGUUUCGGUGCCACUUGGGCACCUUCUCCAGGUUUUCUCCUUGUUUUGGAACCUUUUUUGGCAUCUCCCUGAGCUUUUCCCCUCGUUUUGGAGCUCUUUGGGCACCUUCUCCUUCAGGUUUUCCCUUGUUUUGGUGCCACUUUGGCACCUUCUCCCUGUUUUCCCCUUGUUUGGUGCCGCUUUGACACCUUCUCCCAGGGUUUUCUCCUUGUUUUGGUGUUUUUUGGCAUCUCCCUGAGGUUCCUCCUUCUUUUGGUGCCUCUUUGACACCUUCUCCCAAGGUUUUCUCCACAUUUUGGAGCUUUUUGGGCAUCUCCCUGAGGUUUUCUCCUUGUUUUGGAGCUUUUUUGGCAUCUCCCUGAGGUUCCUCCUUGUUUUGGUGCCACUUUGGCACCUUCUCCCUGAGGUUUUCUCCACGUUUUGGAGCUUUUUGGGCAUGUC